Morone saxatilis (striped sea-bass) is the source of this 1723-nucleotide messenger RNA. RefSeq names its product contactin-5-like. NCBI's taxonomy places the organism in Eukaryota, Metazoa, Chordata, Actinopteri, Moronidae. The record is from RefSeq and is a predicted model, not a curated record. The coding region runs from base 43 to 1140 and encodes 365 amino acids. The transcript has 7 exons.
GUCACAUCAACCUGCUUUACUGUGACCUAUGCUAAAGGGAGAAUGUGUUCUUAUAAGCAGACAUCAGAGGAUGAGCCCUGCUCCAUCACAUAUCCAACAGAAGUACAUGUUCAAAAGACCAAGUUGAAGGACCGUAUUAUACUGACUUGUAACACCAGCUGUCCUAUGGCUGACCCUCAUACUGCCUAUAGGUGGUACUGGAACAGAGUGUUAAACCGUCACUGUGAGAAUCAAGAUAUUACACUUUUCCAGUCUCAUUCUGAGAUCUACUCCUGUGCAGUAAAAGGCCAUGAAGAUCUGCACUCUGGUGAAGAUUGUGCUGAAGAUGACAACUGUUUGAGUGUGAAUUACGUCAGCAGGAGAAUCUGUGCUCUACAAGGCUCUUCGGUGAACAUUUCAAGUGAAUAUUCUUAUCGCAACAACCAGCCGCAACCGUCUUGGUAUAUAAAAAAAAGAAGUAAUGAGGAUGCCGAGGAGCUGAAAAAUGUGGAGUAUUAUGACAUGAAGAUUUCUCACAUCCUGGGUAUCAAUAACGUGAAGAAGAAUGACUCAGCAGAAUACUCAUUCAGACUCCAGCAAUAUUACAAACAAUGGGAACAGUCUGAUUUGCCUGGAGUGACUUUAGUUGUCACAGGUCUGGAAGUGAAGUUUACUCCUUCUGCAGUGGUGACAGAGGGUCAGAGAGUCACACUGACCUGCAGUACCAGCUGUCCUCUGACUGACGACACAAAAUUCAUCUGGUACCUGAAUGGUCGACCUCUGACCCUGCCAGAGAACCAGAACAAACACCUGGUUCUAGACCCAGUCAGCAGUCAGCAUGCAGGAAACUACUCCUGUGCUGUCAAAACCCACAACAACAUCAGCUCCCCCAUAGAAACUCUCACUGUCAAUGUUGUAAAGGAAAUAGGAAUACUGAAUGCAGUAAAAUUGGUUUUUUUGUCAACGACCCCACUUGCUGUAUUUCUCCUCUACCUGAUCAUGAGACGAAUAAAGUCCAGUAAGAAGAAAACUGCUGCUGAGCCAAGUGACAAAGCACAAACUGGCCAGAUGGACCCCCUGUAUGACAGCCUCGCACCUGUGGACAUGAAUCCUGCAGCACAGACAGAAGCAGCAGCAGUGCAGCAGGAAGACACUGUGUAAAUAUCAGCUUAGAGUUUAGAUGUGUGUGAUAAAAUAUCUGUCUUGAUCAUUUAUAUUCAAGUUGGCAAGACAAGAUCUGAGCACUGCAAAGGCACCUCUUAACUCAGAGUACGUGAUUCAGCUAAGCCUGACGACACAAAAAGAUAUGAACAUUUACCCAUAUAUCUGCUUCUUGCCUUAGCAACCGCUGUGGGUUGGCUCUUAUCUAAUUCACACAUCCGUUCAUGAAGACCUAAUGCAUGUUAAUAAUGCUGAUGUUGGUCAGAUGCUCUAGAUAAUUUCCUGGGAAACAAAUUUGUUGCAUAUUGCUGCUGUAAUUAAAAAGCAAAUCAGCUUUGCAUUAUAACAGUUUUCAUGAAAAGAUUACAUUUUUUUGUUAUAUUUUAUAUGUUUCACUUGCAUACUUUUCUUGUUAUUGCUUAUUAGUAGUAUUUUUUUCUUGUUUGUCGAAUAAUAAUGUUUGAUAUAUUUACAGUUGAUUGAAUUUCAUAUUAUUUUAUGUACUGGAGAUAACUUUGAACAAGCCUCUUUGCUUUCUUCCUCCCCUACAUAACAUAUCCAUUUAUUUGCAUUACUGUACGUC